UUAGACCGGAAGUUAGCUAGAGUAGCGCCGAAAUUGAAGUGGAGUGAAAAGAGGUUUCCGUCGACAUGUGAAUUAUUAAUCUGUAGUUCGAUAUAGAGCCAGGAAACUAUAAAACUAUUUCUGAUACAAACGCAUUAAAUUGUUAUCACUGUAUGACAGUAUUGUCUUAAUUCAAAGGCGCACUCAUGUUGUUAGAUAACGGCUAAGCUAGCUAGCUAGCUAAUCGGAAAUUGCGUCACAACAAAGCGGAGUCAGGUGUAGUUUAUUCAAACGUUUAGUUCUACACACAGUUUGUUUUCGUCGUGUGCUGUUUGAUCUAUAAUGGACACGUCCUCGGCAGACACAUGUCACAUCUGCCUGGGUCACUUCGAGCAGAGACCUGUUGCUUCUCUGGAGAGGUGCCCGCACGUCUUCUGCCUCCAGUGUAUCCUGCGAUGGUCCCAGACGUCCAACACUUGCCCGGUGGACCGGAUCAGUUUCGCCGUCAUCCACCAGAGACGGUGUGCCGGAGGGGUCGUUCAAAAGAAGAUCAAAGUGAGGGGCCGGAAGAAGGAGGCGGAUGAAGAUGAUGAUGAAGAGGAGGAGCCGGGCGCCGCUGACGCUGUGUUCUGUGAGGAAUGUGGACGGAGCGACCGCAGACACCGGCUGCUGGUGUGCAGAUACUGUGAUUCAGGGUUUCACAUGGACUGCUUGACACCAUCGUUAAACUCAGGCCCUGAAGGCGACUGGACUUGUCCCGACUGUGCAGUCAGUCCUCACACAGAACCACCCCUGUGCUGUGCAGACUCCUCCUCCGUGGUGGUGGAGGAGGAGGAGGAGGAGGAGAUCAGUGACGGGGAACUGACGGACCUUCUGGCCGAAGUCAGCGAACCCGCGACGACCGGUCGUCUCCGGCUCUCGACCGUAAAUCGCCCCGGCGGCUCCACCGAGCCACGACACAGCGCGAGGAUCCAGAGCCGGACCAGCAGAGAUCUGGAUCCUCGAACACCAACCUCCCGGCAUGUACCUAAAUACCUGUUGCGAGCAUCAGGGCCCGCGGUCAGAAGAGCAGACGACGUAGAAGCUGAUCACGGCGACGCUUCAGUCGGUGAGUCGAAUACAGGGAAAAGACGAACGACAAGGAGCUGAGAGGACGCUCGUCACUGCCGGUACGUGUCCCAGCAGCCACCACAUGGGGGCAGCAUCGUGUUAUAGCAGUUAGGUACAGAGCCAUAUACCUCAAGAGAAGAAACUGAACCUGCAAUACUUUUUCUGUCUGGUGUAAAAACUGUUGUUGAAUAUUAUUAUUAUAUAUUUUUUUUUAAUUUUGCCAAUAAAAACCCAAACCAACAACGUGUGAGUCUGUGUUUCAGUACUUGUUGACGUCCCCGUGUCUGUGUCACUGAGCAGCGGUGGGAAGUACAUUUACUCAAAUCAUGCACUCGAAUGUAAAUAUGAGGUUCAUUUACUUGAUAUUUAUUUAAUUAUUUUCUUUUCACUUAAUUCUUUUACUUUGUUUGAUUGCAGAUAUAAAUAUUAAAACCGUUUACUCCUCUACAUUUAUUGAACAGCUUCAGUUGCUCUACAAACCAAGAUUUUUGUCUGCAAAAUGUAUGAAGAAGUUAUAAAACAUGAUGCUUCACUGUAGAUGAAACUGUCCAACAGUGUCCACAAAUAGAGCUUUUUAUUGAUAAUUGAUAAUAAUAGUAAGUUUCUUAAACAACUUUUUGCAUUUUUGUUCAUUUUGAAGUUUGGACAAUAUAUUGGACAAAACAAGCAUUUUUAGAUUCUGGGUAACUGGCUAUUUUCUGAACAUUUACAACCCAAAUCAAUAAUUUGAUCAGCAGAUUGAUAGAUAAUGAAAAAUAAAAUAAAAAUUCCCACAGUUUUGUAUAACAGACUGACGUCCGCAUCCCCCUUGAGCCAAAACUAAAGAAGGAAACAAAAGUGAAGGUUGAUUUUUCUUGUUCUUGUUAAAAUCUGUUUGUGGUUAUUCUGGUGCCGGUGCCACAGUGUGGGUGAACGUUACAGGUGCUGUGGGUGGACUGUGGCCAACCGAGGCGUCGGACCAUCAAAGACUCGCGCAGACUUCAAACGGGGAAUAAAGCUCCUCUGAUCGUCUGCAGGAUUCCCUCAUCCCGCCUCCCUCGGCAGCACCGAGCCGUUGCCUAGCAACAGCAGCCUCAGUGAUCUCUCAGGGUGUCGUGCAGCCGGAACACGAGGAGGAGGCUUCAGUCUCACACACACACACACACACACACACUCUCAGAUCUGCUGCGUUUAAUCCUCUGAUGUCCGAAAACCUCUUGCCGCCUGUUGCAACAACAAAAAAGAAAAGGAGUAUUAAUCAUGAAAUCCCUCCACCAAGAUAUUUCUACAUUUAUGUAACUGACACCAGGACAGACAUCAACUCUGUGAUUCCUGAUGCUACAGUAAAGUUAUGAUCUCUCAUGUGUA
Molecule: messenger RNA, 2436 nt
Organism: Scophthalmus maximus (turbot)
Lineage: Eukaryota; Metazoa; Chordata; Actinopteri; Pleuronectiformes; Scophthalmidae
Product: PHD and RING finger domain-containing protein 1-like
Exons: 6
Coding region: 322-1128 (268 amino acids)
Source: RefSeq, a predicted model, not a curated record